GGCAGGAGGAUGGCGAUCGCCAAUUUCCCUCCCUUGUCGGUCCCCCACCCCAGACUAGACCACGAUGCGGAUUACCCUUCAGGUGAACAUCUGAGGAGAGUGUAUUUCCCCUACACGGAGGUCUGGAGAACAGGUACCUUGUCAGCUGAAGUCUCUCGCUUCGCCAGUCCCCCAGGACAACCACCAAAAAAGCAAGCUCUUCAUCCAGUAAAUCCUUUAGGACCGAGCAGGCAAGUGGAGAAAGGGGGCUCCUGCUGCCGCCGCCGCCACAGGCGUGGAGACGGCGAUGCAAAGCAAGGGGGGGCGAACCACCCCCUCCCCAGCGCAUCUGUCAGUGCGGGGCGCGGGAGCCAGACUCCACAAGGGCAUGCGGGGAGGAAGGCUUCCUCACAUCUCCGCGGCGACCGCUGGCCACGAAGAACACUGAGGUGGCGGGCGGCGGCGGUGCCUCCACUCGCCCCAAAAGGCUCGGCGCCGGUGCCUUCUCCCGUGUGUCAGGGCCUCCUCUGGGCGGCAGCUUCAUUCAUGCACUCGUCUUCAUUCACAGGUGUAAUGGUUGCAGAGGAGAGAGACGGAAAGAGGGGAGGGAGGAAUGAGGGAGGGAGGGCUGCUGCUACGCGCAUGUGGCCGAGCCCCCUCGCCGCCCGCCUCUACGGCGCAGGCGAGAAGCCUUCAAGCAAAGCCCCCCUGCCCUCGCCGACGGCGCCUCCAGGGAAAGCAGCACUGAAGCGACAAAGACCUGUCCCUCGAAGGUGUCCUCCCUGCAGUCUACAUGGAGUGACCCCGGGCCAAGAGGGCGCAGAAGCCAGCGGCCGGGCACUUCGGCGAGCGCGAGUAACCUGUUCUAAAGUGCACAUGCCUCGUAAUCAGGAGUUCACACCUCUGCCUACUUCACUCUAAAUUAAAGCUUAAAUGAAGAGUACUUCUCAGCUCAAAUAAGAACCUUCCUCAAAUUUCUUUUGGUUCAUAUCCUCAUUUCUGAAAGUGAUGACCUAAUCAUAUUAAUUAUAAUAAACGAUUCCAUUUUUAUGUCUUAGUACAUUUCAUUCCGAUUUGUAAGUGUCCAUAAAAGCCUUUCUUGCAAAACUGAAAAUGACAUUGGAUCCAGAUGCAGGCAAUUUGAAUCUGCAAAAUCCAAUGAAUAUUAAUUGUACAGAGACUAUUGCAAUCAACCCUAAAUAUUGUCCACACUCACAUUUUUCCUGUAUGCAUAUGACAGAGGAAAGUAAUAUCCAAGAGUAAGUAAUCAUAUGAACAAUGCUUAAGUGGGAUACAUUCUGAAGUAAUUUAAACUUCCAUUUUAUAUGUCCACUGAUGUCUUUUUAACAAUGAUGGGAAAUCUCACAAACAGCAGGAAUGUGCUGAUUUUCCAGAAUGGCAGAAGAGUGACAAGCAGAGGAGGGUCACCCAUCACCAUCACUUAACUUGGGUAGCCAACUGACUAAAAAAAAAAAGCUGGUUUGCUCUUCUGCCUCUACCAGCAUCUUUUGCUGCAGAAAUCAGAUGCAUAGAUAAGCACUGCCAUCUGCUCUGUAAGCCAUAUGAAUGUAAGCUAUAUAAAUGCAAGCCUUGUGGUAUGCAAGGACAAGGCAGGGGAGUAGAAUUGGGAAUAUUAAUAGUUUAAUGAAAUAGAUAUUAUGUACAGAGAGGCGAGUGCAGACUGCUUUUCCGUGCUCUUGCUGCUGGCUGCUUGUUAGCCUCACCUCUGCUCCAGGACUGGAAUACAAGUAACUAAAGCCCCAUUCGAAAGCUGGCCUGGAUCAAGGAAUGGAUUAACCAAAAAGUCCACACCUGCCACUGGAUAACAACUGAGGAGCAGAGGGGAACCAGUUCACAUUGCAAGCUAUGAGAAGCUCUGAUUGCACAGUGGCUUUUACCAAGCUACAUGGCCAAGGAUAUAAUCAGGAUUGAGUCCAACAGAGGUCUUUCCAGAGGUGCAGCACUGUAAUGCCUGCAAAACACAGACUGAACCUAUAGACUGGAUCUGUCCUUGGCUGUUCCUGGACUAAUACAUUGAUAGGACUUUCACUCAAGCACUGCUACUCAGCAGUAAUGGAGUAGCACAGCACUCACUGCCACAUGGGCUAUGAAAUAAGCAUAUAUCAUAUUGCUGAUAUAUUUUUAAAUGCUGCUAAGCUUUGUGUAAUGGCAAGCAAAGUGUGUCACAGGAUGAUCACUUCACUUGAUUAGCAAGCUUUAUGUGUGAUAGUUUUAUGUAGGCAUAGGGUUUUUGUUUGUUUGUUUUUACCUUGGGUAGUUUCUCUUGUGUUUCGAUUCAAUUUUCUGAGGGGUUAUUAAUUAAUUGGUGGUAAUUUGUAAUUUGUUCUGGUCAUUGACUGAAAUAAAGAUUCAUUCAUUCA
Messenger RNA from Hemicordylus capensis (graceful crag lizard), 2360 nucleotides. RefSeq lists its product as uncharacterized. The transcript is spliced from 2 exons. Bases 10 to 900 code for a protein of 296 amino acids. Lineage: Eukaryota; Metazoa; Chordata; Lepidosauria; Squamata; Cordylidae. The record is from RefSeq and is a predicted model, not a curated record.